AUGGAACACGCAAACAGUGAAUGGUGGACACUCGAUGCCGGCUUCGCUGCGGUACUUUACGCCUUUGUCACCACAGCACCGCUGAGGUUUUCCUGGAUUUGGAUCGUUCGCCAACUGGACGUCUGGCUCGGUAUGGGUCACGAACUAGGACAACCGUUUGCACGGAACUUUGCGCUAUUUAGAAUUCCUGUAGUUAAGGGCCAUUCAACAAAUGUGUCCGAAUUGGCUGUUGAGGCUGAAAGGGAGGGGAUAUGA
Strongylus vulgaris is the source of this 255-nucleotide messenger RNA. The record is from the annotation of a GenBank genome assembly. NCBI's taxonomy places the organism in Eukaryota, Metazoa, Nematoda, Chromadorea, Rhabditida, Strongylidae.